CCUGGGAGAGCGUGUGCGGUUGCAUGGUAACCCUGUUUGUGAUUGGACGGCGUGAUCGGGGGCCGGAAGGUGCCCGGGGCCCGGAAAGACAAGGAAAAAUGCUCUUUGGGUAUCGGCAAUGGCUUAGGGCGCGUUGCAGGGUAUUUGAGGACGAGAGAUGCUGAUGGAUAGCGAAUGGCCUCGUUCGAGUCCUAUGAUUCCAAGUACCUGUGUUCUCAAGGAAUCAAGCAUGUCCACUGGAAAACGAAUAGACGAAACUGUCUUUCCAGAAGAGUAACUGUUCUGUGAAGAAUUUUUUAAAAAACUACAAUGAGAACACUGUGACUUCAGUUUACUUUGACAUCUUUGGCCUGCUCAGAAAUGUUUUUCACAUUUUCAAGAAAAAACAUAUCCCAGAAAAUAAGUUUAUUGCUGCUGGUUUUUGGUUUUAUCUGGGGUAUAAUGUUACUGCGCUACACCUUUCAACAUCCAAGGCAACAGAACAGUGCUGAGCUGCGAGAACAAAUCCUGGACUUAAGUAAAAGAUAUGUCAGAGCACUGGCAGAAGAAAACAAGAAUAUAAUUAAUGGUGGUAACGGAGCUGCAAUGGCAGGCUAUGCUGAUCUCAAAAGAACAAUUGCAGUUCUUCUAGAUGACAUCUUGCAGCGCUUAGUAAAACUGGAAAACAAGGUUGACUAUAUUGUUGUAAAUGGUUCGACAACAAAUACCACAAAUGGAAACUUGAUGCCAGCAACUACAAGCAAACGGGUAAAUGUGGCAAGCAACGUAAGAUAGCAUACAAAAUCACUGUGUGCCAUUGGUUUAAUCCUGUUCAAAAUUCAUUUUGUGCAGCUGUAUUGGCCAUAGAUUUAGUUCUGUCUAAAAUCACUGUGUCCAGCUGUAUUUGCCAUUGAUUUAGUUCUACUACAGUUGGGAAAAGAAACACUUGGCUCAUGAAAGUCUCCAUCCUGUUUCAACAGGGAAUACUAAAUUCAAUUCUAAUUUUUUUUAAAGCUCUAGAAACCUUCCUGUUAGGUAAGAUAAAAGUCAUAAAGUAAUGCUGUAUAAUGUCUUAUUUAAAGAAUUGCUGGAAACAUAGCUAGCGUAGAAAGAUAAAUGGAUAAUGUGUAAACGGAGAUUUUAUGGAAUGAUUAUGGAGAAGGAUGUAGAUUUAAUAUUUAAAUAUAAAUCUAACAUAUCUUUUGACUAAGUGAUAAAAUAGGCUUAAUUUUUUGUGGUUUGGUUAUUAAUGCAUACUGAUGAAGGAUAAUGUCUCUGUUAAGAUGAAUGCUGGGAAGAAACUGUACCUAAGAUACUUUUAACAUCAUAAUUGGCUGAUUGUAAAAAAUCAAGGUAACAUCGUGGAUGACAUCUUAAAAUGGCUAUCCAAAGAAUUAUUUGCACUAUUGUGAAAUAGAGAGAGAAUGUAUCAAAAUACUGUUUAUAUUUAUGCAAGUAGCAACAUGCUAAAGUACAUAGUUACUAAAGGAUAGAGCAGUUAGAUAAAACUUAAUCUGUGAUGGUACAUAGCUGUCUAAAAAUAUUUAAAUCUGUUUAGUAACUGAAGAUAAAAUAAGUGAUAGAAGUCACAUCAGAUAUUGAACACAGCUAGCUUCUUAUUCAUUGAUGUUUUUUGUGACUAUAUAAGUACUUUGCAGCCUAUAAUAUACAUCACACACCUCUAAAGCUAUUUUAAGAGGAAGAGGUGGACUGAGAUGAAGGGAAGCAUGGCAUCUUGAUGAUUACUAAAGAGGUGUACUAAAAGGGUGUGAUCUGGCAGGCAGUGCUGCUGUGCCAUUGUCCAGUGGACUUGUACCCAAGCAUUUCAUGAUGGACUUGAAAACAAAUAGGAGUAAAGGGGAAUGCUGCCUUAUAUCCAUGUUAGCCUUACAGCAGCAAAUUGCAGUGAGGGUGCACUAUAUUCCAUAGUGUGCUUUCUGUAUCAUAUUCUGAAAAGUGCCAGUCUGAGUUUUUGCAUUAUUUUAUUAUGGAAUGAUUUCUAAAUGGUUUAUUCCAGUAUUUUUGCUUAAAAUAUGCUGUGUAGUUUUCGAAGAACUGAUUCAAAGGAAGAACAAGUUGUGUGGUGCUAGAUGAUAUAUUGUCCCAAAUGCCUAUCCCUGCAGAUGACUAUAAAAGGUGGAUUUAAUUAAUUAAAAAUAAAGUAAAAUAUAAGGUCAAA
This is a messenger RNA of Heteronotia binoei (common prickly gecko), 2158 nucleotides long. It is a transcript of the gene CCDC126, whose product is annotated as coiled-coil domain containing 126. Bases 361 to 774 code for a protein of 137 amino acids. The transcript has 3 exons. The record is from RefSeq and is a predicted model, not a curated record. Lineage: Eukaryota; Metazoa; Chordata; Lepidosauria; Squamata; Gekkonidae.